CCAAGCACAAAGGUUGGCGACUGCAAUACUGAACGUGUUGUUUACUAGCAUAAUAUACAGGCUAUUGCUCCAGUGAUUGCAGAGACUAGGGGGCAUUGCAAUAGAAAUUCAACAAUGGAUUUUAGCACUUCUUCAGUGUUUGACCAACAGAAAGGUGAUUCGGCGGAAGAAAUUGAUCUGAGCCUGGUGUAUCACGCCGCAGCAAAUGGAGAUAUUAACACCUUGACUGCCGUCAUCCGUGAAGAUCCUUCAAUACUGGAAUGCUGUGAUAGUGAGGGCUGUACUCCUCUGAUGCAUGCCAUCUCAGGACGCCAACUUGAUACAGUGAAAUUGCUGCUGAAAAUGGGAGCCAAUAUCAACACUCAAGAUGCCCGUGGGCGAACCAGUUUAUCUCUGGCAACCUAUCUGGGAUGGCUUGAGGGCUGUGUCAGUCUGCUGAGAAAUGGUGCCAAACAAAACAUCCCAGAUAAAAAUGGGAGAUUACCACUCCAUGCUGCCACCGCUGAUCCCAAUGUCAGGCUUUUAUCUGUACUGCUGCAGCAGUCUGAUCUGAGCGAAAUUAACCACCAAGAUAAUGAGGGAAUGACAUCACUUCAUUGGGCUGCAUUCCACAAUCGACCCCAGCAUGCCCAGACACUGCUGCAUAAAGGAGCUGAUCCAACAUUGGUGGACAAGGAUUUUAAAACAGCUCUUCACUGGGCAGUUCAGAGCGGAAACCGGAUCCUCUGUUCUAUCAUCCUGAGCCACCAUCAGGGCCCAUCAAUAAUAAACUAUGAUGAUGAGAACGGGAAGACUUGCAUUCACAUUGCCGCUGCUGCAGGAUACAGUGACAUUAUCAGUGAACUGGCUAAAAUCCCAGAAUGCAACCUGCAGGCCCUUGAUGUGGAUGACAGGACACCUUUGCACUGGGCUGCUGCAGCAGGAAAAGCUGACUGUGUAAAGGCCUUGCUACACCUGGGGGUAGAUAGCAGCCCAAGGGACAUCAGCGAGAACACCCCCCUGACCUAUGCUAUGUACUGUGGGCACACUGCAUGUGUCAAACUACUCUCCCAAGAGAACAGACCUGAGUUCAUUCAUCAAGUCCCCUCCCAGAACAAUAAAUUCCUGAAGAAGGAAGGUAGAUUUAGUAUGCUUAACCAAAUCUUCUUCUGCAAAAAAAAGAGGGAGGAGGAUUGGAAGGCAAACUCAAAAGACAGAAGUAGAGAUCGAUCUCAGAGGGAAGAGACAUCAGAAGUAGAUGAGAUCAUCACAACAUUUGACUGUAUUAUGGAUGCCAGCUGCAAAGGCUCAUAUGAAGAGUGUGGCCCAGCUAUUGACUUUCAAAGAAGAAGCACGGAUACCAAGAAGUACCUCAUCUCAGACAAUAACACACCAGACUGCAACGGCCUUCCGCCAAUAAGAACGCAAAGUCUCCCACCCAUUACUGUGGGUCAUUCUUUUUUAACGACUUCUCACACUGCCACCUCUGGCCUGAGUUUGGGUACUGAUAUCCACCAUCUUGCACACUGGUCUCAAAAAAGCAGAAGUGAACAUGAUUUGUCAGAUCAAAGGAGCAGCCGGCAAAUUUUGGGUAACCCUUGGAAAGUUGACACUAACCAAAUACUGACCUGUAAAGUCUGGAGGACAAUGCCUUCUGAUAAUAAACUGAUAGACGGAUUGUUCCCGGACAGAUCCAGUCAUGUAUUAUUGUGUCCUCCCCAUCUUCCACACCUGCCUAAUUAUCCAUCAGGGAAACCAUUUCAACAGGCCACUCUAGAAAGACCCAAAGUAAAAGAUCUAAUACCUGUGAGGAACAACUUGGCUCCCAUCAUAAACCACUGUGUUCAGAAAGCCCAGCUACCACCCAGCAGAGCUUCUCAGGGUGUCAAGGAGUCAAAGUCAUUAUCUUUAAACUCCUUGAGGACUAGCACCUCAGCUCUUCCACCAGCCCUUACCACCAAAUCCUCCAAAGCAGGGCUUUCUCAGAGUCACUUGCUGUACUCUUUCUUACCCGUGCUAUCAGCAGAGCCUCUCCGAACAAGCAGAGUCCUGCCCGCCAUUCCACGCCAGAAGGGAUCCGGCCUCACAGGAGAAGCGCUUAAUCAGUCUCCGUGCAAAUCAAACACUGACGAUUAGGUCAUGAGUCCCAGGUAGCCCAAGA
Elgaria multicarinata webbii is the source of this 2140-nucleotide messenger RNA. It is a transcript of the gene ANKRD55, whose product is annotated as ankyrin repeat domain 55. The record is from RefSeq and is a predicted model, not a curated record. Gene Ontology annotation, cellular component: ciliary inversin compartment. Gene Ontology annotation, biological process: protein localization to ciliary inversin compartment. The transcript is spliced from 11 exons. Gene Ontology annotation, molecular function: protein binding. The coding region runs from base 115 to 2115 and encodes 666 amino acids. Lineage: Eukaryota; Metazoa; Chordata; Lepidosauria; Squamata; Anguidae.